UUCAAAAAAAAUCCAAAAUUUUAAAUCAACAUUAAAUGAUGUUAUUGUCCAUGUUACAACUAGUCAUAAGUCAUGUUAUAAUUGUUAGUAUAUAUGUUAUAUCAUCAUGACACAUACGCAAAAUUUACUUAAUUAUCAAAUAAUGUCUAGGAGAUGUUGAUUCAUAGGGUUGAAUAACCACCCUUAGCUACAAGAAUCUCUUGUUUGGGUUAUUUUCGUUCGAAGUUCCCCUGGUACAACAAGGUCGAAUGUUGGGGACCGCUUUGAGAGGCCAUGCAGGACCACUACGAUGAAAAUAGGACCCGCAAAAACUGUGACAACCCCGGCGCUACCACGUGCCUAUGAAUGAAAUGUUUCUUUCCGUCGACUAGCAAGAUCCUAUGGUCUCAUUGUCAUUAUCAACCUAGCACAGCGGAUGAUGAGAAUGAGAAUAUCGUGGGCGUGAGCUGGGAAUUUCUAUGCCAACUCUGAGUGAUUAACUGAUAGAGCUUAUGAAAAAAAUGUUAUCCUUUGUAUUAUUUUAGAAUAUGAAUUUAGUAGUUGCACACGUGUUUUAUAUGUCAAUUGAUAUAAUAUUUUUGGUCGGCAACACACAAAGAAAUAGUUUAGAUGCUAAGAUUUGGCAUCAAGUAACAUAUAAUUUUUGUUUUAUGAUAGUCUCUCUACAUUACAGAGAACGAGAGAGAGAGAGAGGUGGUUUGAUGGCGAAUCUUUUGUUCCCGGCAAACCUGAAAACGUAUUUUUUAGAUAAACAAGGAAGCAGCCUACUCUUUCCCAAUACUACAAGAUCCAAGAGAAAGAACCAAUCUUUUAUUCCUGUUGCAAGAUUAUUUGGACAGGCGAUCUUCGAAGCUUCUAAAUUGAAUGUAUUGUUCUUAGGAGUUGAUGAGAAGAAACAUCCAUCAAAGCUCCCAAGAACUUACACUCUCACUCAUAGUGACAUCACCGCUAAAUUAACUUUAGCAAUUUCUCACUCUAUUAAUAUUUCUCAGUUGCAGGGAUGGGCAAAUAGAUUGUACCGGGACGAAGUAGUUGCCGAGUGGAAGAAGAGCUUCGAUACUUCAUAUUUUGCAAAGAAUUACCUGUGGUGUUGAAGGCAUUCGUACAUGGAGAUGAGGAUUUGUUAAACAAUUACCCUGAGCUACAAAAUGCUCUUGUUUGGAUUUAUUUCCAUUCCAACAUCCCUGAGUAUAACAAGGUAGAAUGUUGGGGGUCGCUACGGGAGGCGACAUCACCGGAUGGUUGUAGAACUCUAACAUGUGAAAGCAUUCCGGAACUGCCUUGUGUUA
Molecule: messenger RNA, 1289 nt
Organism: Brassica napus (rape)
Lineage: Eukaryota; Viridiplantae; Streptophyta; Magnoliopsida; Brassicales; Brassicaceae
Product: magnesium dechelatase SGR1, chloroplastic
Exons: 5
Coding region: 528-1094 (188 amino acids)
Source: RefSeq, a predicted model, not a curated record